Messenger RNA from Hordeum vulgare subsp. vulgare (domesticated barley), 755 nucleotides. RefSeq names its product sm-like protein LSM8. The record is from RefSeq and is a predicted model, not a curated record. Gene Ontology annotation, biological process: mRNA splicing, via spliceosome. Gene Ontology annotation, molecular function: RNA binding. Lineage: Eukaryota; Viridiplantae; Streptophyta; Magnoliopsida; Poales; Poaceae. Bases 152 to 439 code for a protein of 95 amino acids. Gene Ontology annotation, cellular component: U6 snRNP; precatalytic spliceosome; U4/U6 x U5 tri-snRNP complex. The transcript has 5 exons.
CUCAAGUGAAAGUGAAAGUGAACAACCCUAGCGAGCGAGCGAGAUUCGAUUCGACCAGCGCCGCCGCCGCCGCCGCCGCCGCCGUCGCCCAAUCCCAAUCCUCUCAUCUCCUCUCAACCCUAGCGAGAGAGAUCAGACAGCACAAAGGGGGAUGGCGACGCUCGAGUCCCUCGUCGACCAGGUGAUCUCCGUCAUCACCAACGACGGCCGCAACAUCGUGGGGACUCUGCGGGGGUUCGACCAGGCCACCAACAUCAUCCUCGACGAGUCCCACGAGAGGGUCUACUCCACCAAGGAGGGAGUACAACAGCUUGUCCUCGGACUGUACAUCAUCAGGGGCGACAACAUAGGCGUGGUGGGUGAGGUGGACGAGGAGCUUGACGCGGCGCUGGACAUGUCGAAGCUCAGAGCGCAGCCCCUCAAGCCGGUCAUCCACUGAAGAUGAUGGUAUCUUCUAUCGAUCUGAUCCUGAUUGUGCAAGCCAAAGCUGAUUUUGCUCAGUCAAUCUGUAAUGUAGGUUAAUCGAUUGAUCGCUUGCUCAUAUCUCAUAUCUCAUACCAUGCACCGAGAGCGUGCGUCUUCUUGUAUGAUGAAAACAACAUGGUUUGCUGUGUCGAUCGAACGGUCAUGCUCUUGUAUGUGAGAGAGAGAUACAUGUAUCUCUGUAAGCGUAAGUAAUGAAUGAACGAAUGAAGCAGGCAAUUAAAUGUUGGAAGCUACAUUGAUAUUAUGAUAUGAUGAUCCAUUUAUACGUA